UAGAGUGAGUAGACAGAAUCGAUUGUUUGUGACAGAGCAACAUGAUGGCUCUACAGCUUCUCCCUCAAUCUCCUAUUCUUCAAGCUCAAGGCCACAUCUUCCCAGGUGUCCGUUGCUUCAGUCCCUCCAAAGAUUCAAACUUUAUCUCCCUAAGCUCAAGCCCUCUUCUCAAAAUCCAACAAUACGCUCUCCCCAAGCUCCUAGCUUGUAAAUUCUCAAGAAAAUCUCAGUUUCACAGAUUCCAGUGUAAAGGGUUUAAAGACACCAAUCAAGAGAGCAAGGUUGUCCUGGACACUAAAGAAGGCGGCGGGGGCGGUGGUGGAGACGGAGGAGAUGGUGAUGGAGAGGAUGGGGAUGUUGAGAAAGGUUCUGAAUUUUUGCCAGAAUGGUUGAAUUUCACUUCUGAUGAUGCAAAAACAGUUUUUGCAGCAUUGGCUAUAUCACUUGCAUUUAGAUCAUUUAUUGCUGAACCAAGAUAUAUUCCUUCAUUGUCCAUGUAUCCCACAUUUGAUGUUGGGGAUCGAGUUGUAGCUGAAAAGGUCAGUUACUAUUUCAGAAGGCCCUGUCCCAAUGAUAUUGUAAUUUUUAAAAGCCCUCCAGUUCUCCAGGAAGUAGGGUAUACGGAUGAUGAUGUUUUCAUCAAACGAGUUGUUGCAAAGGAAGGAGAUACUGUUGAGGUUCAUGAAGGGAAGCUUGUGGUAAACGGGGUAGUAAGAGGUGAAGAUUUUAUUCUUGAAGGCCCCAAGUAUGAGAUGACAGCGAUUAGGGUACCCGAGAACUCAGUUUUUGUGAUGGGUGAUAAUCGAAAUAACAGCUACGACUCACAUGUUUGGGGUCCCCUGCCCUUAAAGAAUAUUAUAGGGAGAUCGAUAUUUCGAUAUUGGCCUCUAACUAGGAUAGGUAGCACAGUGCUUCCAGAAAGCUGUGUCUUUGACAAGCAGGAGACUAGUUUGGCAGCAAAUAAUACACCAUCUGAGUCGCCUAAUAAUUGAAGGUGCAGAUUUGUUCUCCUUUGUAUUUCUCAAUUUUAGAGAAAAUGUUAAUUAGAGAUGGAAGAGUAAUAUCUCAUAGAGAUGGUAUAAUUUAUCAAGGCCUUGUUACUAAUUUCCUGUGCAUGUUCCUUUGUGUUCAUUGCACCAUAUGUAGCCUUAGAAGAUUCUCACUCCCGUCACCUGCCCGUGAUCUCAGGGCCAUUUGAUAGAUACAGCUGAUUGUUUGUAAUAUUAGUACCUGAUAAAAGAUACAUUCUUUUCAUUGAAUGCCAUGUUUUCUGGGGUUGGAAAUGCCUUGUGUAUCCAAAACAGCAAAUGAGAUUGGGAUGAUUCUUCAUCGAUGUUAUGUAUCAUUGUAUCUUACAUAA
Messenger RNA from Coffea eugenioides, 1360 nucleotides. RefSeq names its product chloroplast processing peptidase. Gene Ontology annotation, biological process: thylakoid membrane organization. The transcript is spliced from 5 exons. Gene Ontology annotation, molecular function: serine-type endopeptidase activity. Lineage: Eukaryota; Viridiplantae; Streptophyta; Magnoliopsida; Gentianales; Rubiaceae. The coding region runs from base 42 to 992 and encodes 316 amino acids. The record is from RefSeq and is a predicted model, not a curated record. Gene Ontology annotation, cellular component: chloroplast thylakoid membrane.